AUGGAGAAAAGAAGAUGCAGUCCUCAAAUUAGCAACAGCAAAGUCACAUCUUCACUGCUUUUUCUGUUCACUCUUUGCUUAUACUACACAAGUGUACAAUGCCAAGAAAGUGUCACACCUCCAUCUUCUUCUAUACCAACCCAAUCCAAGAAUGGACUCAAAAGAAUACUUUUAAGCAUCGUUUUAGGAGUCUUGACUGGAUUAAUAGGAGCCGCUGUUUUUGCUUUUGUAGUCCGUUUCUUGGUCCGGUACAUGAAGAGAACUCCAAUCCUCAAAGGUCCAGUGAUCUUUUCACCAAAAAUCACUCCUAAAAGUCUUCAAUCAGCUCUUCAAAACGAGAAUCAGUUGCUAGGGUCAAGCUCCAACGGAAAGUAUUACAGGACUGUACUGGACAACGGGUUAACAAUUGCUGUCAAGAGGUUUGAACCAUUUGAGAUUGUCUCCCCUGAGAGGCAGAGCAAGUUAGUAAAGAGAAGGAUACAGCGGGAGCUGGAAAUGCUAGCUAGUUUGAGACAUCGGAAUCUGAUGAGUUUAAGGGCUUAUGUUCGCGAACCAGAUAGGUUCUCUUUGGUUUAUGACUAUGUGCCAACUGGGAGUCUCGAAGAUGCAAUGAAUAGAGUGAGAGAGAAUGAGUUGCAACUUGGAUGGGAAGUUCGGCUUCGGAUUGCCGUUGGGGUUAUCAAAGGGCUGAGGUAUCUUCAUUUUGAAUGUGCCCCUCAGAUUUUGCAUUAUAAUUUGAAGCCUAGGAAUGUAAUUUUGGAUGCUGAGUUUGAACCAAGAUUGGCUGAUUUUGGACUUGCUAAGCUUACGCCUAAUUUGGAUAGAGCUACAUCGGGAUAUAGUGCUCCUGAGUGUUUCCAAAAUUGCAGGUAUACAGACAAAAGUGAUGUUUUCAGCUUUGGGAUGAUAUUGGGUGUUCUGUUAACCGGGAGAGACCCUACAGAUCCGUUCUUUGGGGAAACAGCUAGUGGGGGUAGUUUGGGUCGUUGGCUUCGGCAUUUGCAACAAGCCGGGGAGGCGCGGGAAGCGCUCGAUAAGAGCAUUCUUGGGGAAGAAGUUGAGGAAGAUGAGAUGCUUAUGGCAGUGAGAAUUGCUGUUGUUUGUCUAUCAGAUAUGCCUGCAGAUAGGCCUUCAAGCGAUGAGCUUGUCCCCAUGCUAUCCCAACUGCACAGUUUUUAA
Dovyalis caffra is the source of this 1179-nucleotide messenger RNA. The record is from the annotation of a GenBank genome assembly. Lineage: Eukaryota; Viridiplantae; Streptophyta; Magnoliopsida; Malpighiales; Salicaceae.